This is a messenger RNA of Scleropages formosus (Asian bonytongue), 576 nucleotides long. RefSeq names its product dermatopontin. Bases 1 to 576 code for a protein of 191 amino acids. Gene Ontology annotation, cellular component: extracellular matrix. Gene Ontology annotation, biological process: collagen fibril organization. Lineage: Eukaryota; Metazoa; Chordata; Actinopteri; Osteoglossiformes; Osteoglossidae. The record is from RefSeq and is a predicted model, not a curated record. The transcript has 4 exons.
AUGAAGUCAGGUUUUCUACUGAUGGUUUUGCCCAUGUUCAUUGGGGUAUCGAGUCAACCCAACUACAUCUAUGAUGAGCCCUGGGUCAACAUGUUCCAGCAGGGAUUCAACUUCCAGUGCCCCCAUGGUGAGCUGCUAGUGGCGGUCCGGAGCUACUUCAGUGCCGCAGAGGGGUCUGACCGGCUGUGGGCCUUCGAGUGUCAACCAGCACCUUACGAUAUGGGUGAGCCCACGGAGUGCUGGUGGGAUGAUAUCAACCGUGCUGGCUUGGAAUGGUCUUCAACGUGCUCCAGAAACGGGUUAGUGGCUGGAGUUCAGAGUCAGUACUUCAGUGCGGUCCUGGACCGUGAGUGGCAGUUCUACUGCUGCCGUUAUGGUCGUCGCUGUCCCUAUUCUUGCUGGAAAACCACCGAAGUUCCCGAGUACUACAGAGAGGAGGGGGACAUGACUGUCCCAGGCUAUGGCUAUUUCAUCAGGGGGGCACAAACAACUUUCAGUGGUGUUCUCAGAGACCGGCAGUGGAAAUACAUUGUGUGCAGGAUGACAGAGUUUGACUGUGAAUUUGAGAACUUCUAG